Molecule: messenger RNA, 3502 nt
Organism: Micromonas commoda
Lineage: Eukaryota; Viridiplantae; Chlorophyta; Mamiellophyceae; Mamiellales; Mamiellaceae
Exons: 3
Coding region: 1-3399 (1132 amino acids)
Biological process (GO): proteolysis
Molecular function (GO): serine-type peptidase activity; protein binding
Source: RefSeq, a predicted model, not a curated record
AUGGGGUACUUCAGGUACCCGCACCUCCGGGGCGACGCGCUGGUGUUUGUGUCGGAGGGGAACGUGUGGUUUACGAAGAAGAGCGGCGGCGCCGCGGCUCGCAUCUCCGCCUCCUACUCGGUCGAGGCCUUGCCCAAGCUGAACGAGGACGGGACUUUAAUCGCGUUCCUCGCCGAGUCCAUCGACGGGUACGAGGUGUUCACCCUGCCCGUCGCGGGUGGGGUGGCUAAGCGCGUGAGCUACGGCAGCGCGGCGGUUCGGCUGGAGGGGUGGACGCGAGAGGGGAAGAUUCUCGUCGUCACCUCGUUCUUCUCCCCGACGGGUCUCGCGCAGCUCGCGGAGGUGGACCCCGACACGAGCGAGAUGACCGUGCUCCCCUUCGCGAGGGCGUCGGGCGGCACCCAGGACCAGGACGGCUGCUACGUCUUUUACCCUCUUCGCCAAACCUCCGCCACCAAACGGUACGAGGGCGGCGAGCAGUCGCGGCUGUGGCGCUGGUGCGACGGGGACGACGAGGCGACUCUGCUCACGCCCGAGUCGUGGAGCAAGCGCGGGGCGUGGUCGCCCGUCACCUCUCCGGAGUUCCCCGAUCAGAUCUUCUUCAUCUCCGACCACAGCGGCGUGGCAAACGCGUGGGUCAUGAACAAGGACGGAUCCGGUAAGCGGCAGUUGACCAACUCUUGCGACAUGGACGUCAUGGAGAUCACCAUCGACGGAAAGGACGGCAUCGCGCGCAUCGGCGGUGGUCUCCACAAGUUUAGACUCGACGCCGCCGAGCUCGGUAACGAGAAGGAGCUCGAGGGUGCGAUCCUCGUCGAGGCUCCCCACGAGAUUUCAAUCACGCUCACCAGCGAGUUCAGGGCAGCCGCCGAGCAGAAGAUCUUCGCGCCCCUCGAAGAACUCAGGGAGCUCGCGCUGUCCCAGGAUGGAUUCUACGCGGCGCUGGUCAUCCGCGGGCAGAUCUUCUUCACCCCGCUGCUCGAGCAGCUCGGCACCCGCAUCGAACAGGUGACCAAGCACGACGGCGCCGUUCGUUACCGCCACGUGCAGUUUGUCAAGUCGGACAGCGUGAGCGACAACAUGAAGAUCAUCGCCAUGUCCGACGCUUCGGGCGAGUACGAGUACGUCCUCCUCGAGCGCCAGAAGGGGGGCAAGAAGGGCGCGCCGUGGACCGAGACGCAACUGACGAAGGGUGGUAAGAUUCGCGGCGUGAUGUCCUACUCGGACGUCUCCCCCGAGGGCACCGCGCUCGUGUUUGACGACACCUACGGCAAGAUCUCGGUGCUGAACCUCACGUCCACCGCGGUGAACACGGCCAAGCCCGAGGCUGCGGGCGACUACUCGUGGUCCCCCGACGGCAAGUGGCUCGCCUUUUCCGCGUCGGACGCGUCUGAGUUUUCGUGCGUGCACGUCUGGAACGUCGAAACCGGGGAGACGCAGCGAUUGACGCACCCUUCGUACAACGCGGUGGAGCCCAAGUUUUCCCCCGACGGAUUCUUCCUGUACUACUUCAGCGAUCAGCAGAUCGAGUCCGAGGCUGGUUCGCCGUACGGGGCGCGCGGCGGCGAGCCGAGCUACCUGGGCACCCAGCAGCUCAUGUGCCUGCCCCUUCGCGAGGGUUUCAAGUGCCCGUUUUUCAAGGGUGACGAGCUCAACGUCGCGGGUCAGCUCUUCGACCCCGCGGUUGGUAAGCAGAUCGCCACCAAGAUCGCCAUGAACAACAUCGAGAAGCGCGCCGUCCCGGUGCCCUUCCUGGAGAAGAAGCAGUACUUUGGCCUCCACAUCAUCGGUCAGGGUAACACGUUCAUCAUGCAGAUGUGGGACGGCAUCGGGUUCUACCUCGUGGCCAUGGACAUCAUCACCGGCACGGUGCUGCCCAUCUACCCCGAUCCCAUCGGCGUCUACGUCAGCGGCGAUAACUCCGUGGUGAUGAUCGCCGUGGAGCAGGGCCUGGCGCUCUUCUCCAGCGAUGCCAUCGCCACCCCGGGCGUGGCGCAGGACCAGCUCCUGGCAUCCGCGGUUGUGUGGGCGCCGCCCGAGACGUGGACGGUGACCAUCAACCCCAGAGCCGAGUGGAUGCAGAUGUACAACGACGCCAUGCGCAACAUGAGGGACGCGUUCUACGAUCCCAACAUGCACGGCCUGGACUGGGAGGGCAUCACCGAGAUGUACCGACCGCUCGUGUACCGCGUCAGCACCAAGAGCGAACUCAGGGACGUCCUCCAGCAGGCGUUUGGCGAACUCUCCGUGCUGCACGUCUUUGUCUCCAUCCGGUCGGAGGCGGUCACGCUGCCCGUGGGCGAACCCAGCGCGUGCCUCGGAGGCAACCUACGAAAGACGGACCGCGGCUUGGAAGUCGUUCGCGUGUUCGACACGUCCGGCAUCCUCGGCGCGCCCGAUUCGCCCCUCUCCGCCAUGGCUGUCGACCUCAGGCCGGGUGACGUCAUCACCCGCGUGGACGGCGAACCCCUCAACGCCACCGGCGCGCUGGUCUCCAGGUCCUUACUCGGCAAAUCCGGCAUGCAGGUGCUGCUCGAGGUGGACAAGGUUGGCGGCAUCCAGAACGUCGUGGUGACUCCGCUGUCCCACUGGGAGUGCUCCACCCUGCGCGCGGCGGACGCGUUAAACGCCAGGAAGAACCACGUCACGUCCAGGUCCAACGGGGAUAUCUCUUACAUAUACCUCGAGGACAUGGAGCAGAUGGGCGAGGGUUCCUCCAACUCGUUUGACGAUUUCGCCGCGCAGUUUUACCCCGCCAUCCGUAAAGCUGGCUUGAUCAUCGACGUUCGACGCAACUCGGGCGGCAACAUCGACACCUGGAUCCUCGAACGCCUCCGCAGGGUGGCGUGGAUGUUCAACACCGAGCGUUCGGGUCCCGGUGACACCACCAUGCAGUACGCGUUCAUGGGUAAGGUUGCCGUGCUCGUGGACGAGAUGACGAGCUCGGAUGCCGAGAUUUUUGCCGCGGGUAUCCAACGCCUGGGACUCGGCAAGGUGAUCGGCAUGAGGUCGUGGGGCGGAGCCGUGGGUUACAGCAGCAACCCCGAACUGGCACUCGUGGACGGCAGCGGGUUCACAAUCCCCUCCUUCGGUCCCUACGCGGGCGAUCGAUGGAUGAUUGAGCAGCAGGGUGUGGUUCCCGACAUCGUCGUCGAGAACCCUCCCGUCGCGUCCUUCAACGGGCACGACGCGCAGCUCGACGCCGCCAUCGAUCACCUGCUCAAGGAAAUAACCGAAGUCAAGGGCGACGAGGUCAUCCCGGCCAAGCCCAAGUACCCCGACUGGUCGUUCGACCGCGAGGUGUGCAAGAGCGGCGGCGACGGGUCCAAGCGCAGCCGAGACGCGAGAGCUCUCGUCAUGGGCACGACGAAGGUCGACGCCGAGGAGGUUGUCGCGUAGGAGACGAUCGCGCGAGGCGCACGCGAGGGAGCGCCCGGACUGAGCGAGGUCCGGGCGAUGUUAUUGAUAGAUUAUUUCAUACGACGUAUUGUUAUCACCACCU